Molecule: messenger RNA, 270 nt
Organism: Rotaria sordida
Lineage: Eukaryota; Metazoa; Rotifera; Eurotatoria; Philodinida; Philodinidae
Source: the annotation of a GenBank genome assembly
AUGUCAACAUCGUCUUAUUUCUCUCAAAUAUUUCCUGGUUCAACUUAUUUUGAAAGUGAAUAUGAUGGAAUAAAUGAUUCAUUAACUAUUUCUUCAAAACGAUCUGUAAGACAAUGUUCACCAUCUCCACUUAUAUUUCGAUCAUCACAAUUACCAUCACCAAUUUUAUUUCUACGAUUAUCAUCAAUAUCAAAAACAACUGGUUCACUUAGUUCAUAUUAUUCAGCUCCUCAUCUUCAUCUAUCUCUUUAUCGUAUACAAAACAAAUAA